AUGCAAUUCUCAACUCUCGCUGUGUCCCUCGCUUUCAUCGCUUCGGCGACAGCUGUAACAUUGAGCGGCUUCCCCAACCCCUUUACCUGCGGUACCUUCAACGGGACCCAGACAUGGACCGAAGAAGAACUCAAGGCCCUCGUCGUUGGUGUCGACAAGAGUACCCCGUUUGAAGAAAGCGCCUCCAACAUUGCGAGCGGCAGAUGUGUACGGAUGAGACUCCCGUACUACCUUGUCGGAUUAGGCAAGGGUGCCAGCACUUUGGGAUUCGCGUACGACGAGGCGAACGAAAUCUAUGAGUAUUGCUUCUCGCAAACCGUUGACUUGAACGGUGACCGCUGGCCCGACGCCUGUUAA
This is a messenger RNA of Drepanopeziza brunnea f. sp. 'multigermtubi' MB_m1, 357 nucleotides long. RefSeq lists its product as uncharacterized. The record is from RefSeq and is a predicted model, not a curated record. Lineage: Eukaryota; Fungi; Ascomycota; Leotiomycetes; Helotiales; Drepanopezizaceae.